AUGGCGUGUUUGAAUACUUUAAAAUUAGAAAUAAAAACUCUUGAAAAAAUAUUUAACAGAAAUCAUGAACGUUUCCAAAUACUCAACUCUAGUGUGGAUGAGUUGACUUGCCGUUUUAUCGGUAAAAAUGGAAAGCGUUAUGAUAUUCACGCAAAUAUAACGGAAACAUACCCAUCAUCCCCUCCAGUUUGGUUUGCCGAAAGCGAAGAGACCAGUGUCACAAAUGCUGUUCAAAUUCUCAGCAACACAAACGGUCGUGAUAACCACGUUAUAAAUCAGGUUGGAAUCUUACUAAGAGAACUAUGCCGCCUACACAAUGUCCCGCUACCACCCGACUUAGAUAACCUUACAAUACCAUUUCAAUUGCCACCGCCCAGUGUAUCACCCUUACAUCAAAUGCAACAGCAUCAAAUCGAUGACAUUGACUCUGAUCCAGACGAAAUCGAAGAUCCUGUAGGUGACAGCGAACAAGAAAGCGAAGGCGACGAAGAUCUUCCACUUGAAAUGGAUGAUGGCCGAAAUAUAAAUAAGAAGGAUGAAAUGGAGGUAGAACACUUAGCCACACUUGAAAGACUGCGACAAAGUCAAAGACAAGACUACUUAAAGGGAUCAGUUUCUGGUUCUGUGCAAGCAACCGAUCGUCUCAUGAAAGAGCUACGUGAUAUCUAUCGUUCGGAUUCCUUCAAGAGUAACAUGUACUCAAUAGAGCUGGUAAAUGACUCAAUAUACGAAUGGAAUAUCCGUUUAAAAUCGGUCGAUCCGGAUAGUCCGUUACACAACGAUUUAGUUAUGCUUAAAGAAAAGGAGGGCAGAGACAGCAUUCUCCUGAAUAUAAUAUUCAAAGAAACAUACCCAUUUGAGCCACCUUUUGUUCGCGUUGUGCAUCCCAUUAUCUCAGGCGGUUAUGUUUUGGUGGGAGGGGCAAUUUGCAUGGAGUUGCUUACAAAACAAGGCUGGAGCUCGGCUUACACGGUAGAGGCCGUCAUAAUGCAAAUAUCAGCGACUCUAGUCAAAGGAAAGGCUCGCAUUCAAUUUGGAGCGACAAAGGCUUUGGCCCAGGGACAAUACAGUCUAGCCCGUGCGCAGCAAAGUUUUAAGUCAUUGGUACAAAUACAUGAGAAAAAUGGAUGGUUUACUCCCCCCAAGGAAGAUGGUUAAAACUUAAUUGCACGCAUAUUAAUUAUAUAUUAUACAGUAUAAAUAACUUUUAUUUUCAUAUCCAUUUCCGUUACGCUUUUCGUUUACCGUUAAUUUUUAUCACGAAAACAAUUGUAUAUCUUAAACAAAUCUCGUUUUUCUGUUAAAAUAUGUCUACUCAAGAAAAUAAAAUAAAAGAAAAAACAAAACUUUCAACGACGCAUCUAUUGAAGUAAAACAAAAAAAAAUUAGAAAAAAAAAACUUUAAAAUUAUGAAUAUUACCUAUAAAAAUAUAUUAUAAACAAUAAAACUAAACAUUUAGGUUUAUUAUUCAAUUAAAAUUAAAACAACAACAAAAAAACAUAAAAGCUAACGAAGUAUUUAAAAUAAAUAAGGAAACCUCAAAAAGAGACAAUUAUUUUUAAUUCUU
This is a messenger RNA of Eupeodes corollae, 1568 nucleotides long. RefSeq names its product ubiquitin-conjugating enzyme E2 Q2. The record is from RefSeq and is a predicted model, not a curated record. Gene Ontology annotation, biological process: protein polyubiquitination. NCBI's taxonomy places the organism in Eukaryota, Metazoa, Arthropoda, Insecta, Diptera, Syrphidae. The coding region runs from base 1 to 1158 and encodes 385 amino acids. Gene Ontology annotation, cellular component: nucleus. Gene Ontology annotation, molecular function: ubiquitin conjugating enzyme activity. The transcript is spliced from 8 exons.